Molecule: messenger RNA, 2368 nt
Organism: Aspergillus nidulans FGSC A4
Lineage: Eukaryota; Fungi; Ascomycota; Eurotiomycetes; Eurotiales; Aspergillaceae
Gene: pmt4
Product: dolichyl-phosphate-mannose-protein mannosyltransferase
Exons: 3
Coding region: 47-2368 (773 amino acids)
Biological process (GO): protein O-linked glycosylation; protein O-linked glycosylation via mannose
Cellular component (GO): membrane; endoplasmic reticulum; endoplasmic reticulum membrane
Molecular function (GO): dolichyl-phosphate-mannose-protein mannosyltransferase activity; mannosyltransferase activity
Source: RefSeq, a predicted model, not a curated record
UUUUAUUCGUACUCUCUUUCAUCUCUGUUGUUUUGGCCUGGUGAUUAUGUCUUCAUCGCCCUCUCUGCGUAAGAGGGGCGGCAAGAGAGAGGACACCCCGGUGCCCUCUGACCGUUCUUUCGCUCCUUCAGCUUCACAAUUGGGCGCAGCAUCGCGCUCGUCAGAAUGGGAUUAUCGGCUGGCCAUUACCAUUCUGACCGUGCUAGCUUUUAUCACUCGAUUCUAUAAGAUUUCCUACCCUGAUCAAGUUGUUUUUGACGAGGUGCAUUUUGGAAAGUUUGCGUCUUACUAUCUACGACGAACGUACUUCUUUGAUGUUCAUCCUCCGUUUGCCAAACUCCUGCUCGCCUUCACCGGCUGGCUAGUGGGCUAUGACGGCCACUUCCUGUUUGAAAACAUCGGCGACUCAUACAUUGACAACAAGGUCCCCUAUGUCGCCCUCCGUGCUAUGCCCGCCGUCCUUGGUGCCCUCACGAUCCCCGUGGUAUUCCUGAUUAUGUGGGAGUCAGGUUACUCCCUGCCGGCUUGUGUUUUGGCCUCGGGUCUAGUCCUAUUUGACAAUGCCCAUGUUGGUGAGGAUCGAUUGAUCUUGCUAGACUCGACUCUGGUCAUCACUAUGGCCCUGAGCAUCUUGUGCUACAUCCGGUUCUAUAAGCUACGCCACGAGCCCUUUGGGCGAAAGUGGUGGAAGUGGCUUCUCCUGACCGGUGUGUCUCUGAGUUGUGUCAUCUCCACCAAGUACGUGGGUGUGUUCACCUUCGUCACUAUCGGCUCGGCUGUCAUGGUUGAUUUGUGGAAUCUGCUGGACAUCAGACGACAAGGCGGCGCUCUCACCAUGUUUGAAUGGACCAAGCACUUUGCGGCUCGCUUCUUCUCUCUCAUUGUUGUCCCGUUUUUCUUCUACCUCUUCUGGUUCCAGGUCCACUUCGCUAUCCUGACGCAUUCCGGCCCUGGCGAUGAUUUCAUGACACCUGCUUUCCAAGAGACAUUGAGUGACAACGCCAUGGCAGCGCAAUCGGUCAGUAUCGAAUACUUCGACACCAUCACUAUGCGCCACAAAGAUACCAAGGUAUUCUUGCACAGUCAUUCCGAUACCUAUCCACUGCGCUAUGAUGAUGGCCGUAUCUCCAGCCAGGGCCAGCAGGUGACCGGGUACCCCUACAACGAUACCAACAAUCACUGGCAAAUCAUUCCCACCGUUCCUUUGGACGAAACUGAUGAGAAGAGCCGCAAAGUGCGCAACGGUGAUAUCGUCCAGCUUCGCCAUGUGGCUACCGACACUAUUCUCCUCACCCAUGACGUAGCCUCGCCUUAUUACCCUACCAAUCAGGAAUUCACUACAGUUUCGCACGAGCUAGCCGAUGGAAAGAGACAUAACGACACAUUGUUUGAGAUCAGGGUUGAGCAUGGCAAAUCUAAGCAGGAAUUCCGGACUCUGUCCAGUCAGUUCAAGCUGGUUCACGUACCCACCAAAGUCGCAAUGUGGACCCAUACAACCCCUCUGCCGGAUUGGGCUUAUAAGCAAGCCGAGAUUAACGGUAACAAAAACGUCUUGCAGAGCAGCAACAUUUGGUAUGUGGAGGCUAUUGAGUCUUUAGAAGAGGAUAGCCCUCGUCUCAAGAAGGAAGAGCGCAAGGUCAAGCAUUUGCCGUUCUGGAGGAAGUACAUUGAGCUUCAGCGUGCCAUGUUCUUCCACAACAACGCCCUCACCAGCAGCCACCCAUACGCGAGCGAGCCGUUCCAGUGGCCGUUCCUUCUCCGCGGUGUCAGCUUCUGGACAAAGAGUGACACCCGCGAGCAGAUCUACUUCCUGGGUAACCCUGUUGGAUGGUGGAUCUCCAGCAGUCUUUUAGCUGUGUUCGCCGGUGUCAUCGGCGCUGACCAGCUCUCUCUCCGCCGCGGUGUCGAUGCUGUCGAAGAAAUUUGGGGUCCGGGCUCCCGCUCCCGAUUGUACAACAGCACGGGCUUCCUCUUCCUCUGCUGGGCCGCCCACUACUUCCCCUUUUGGCUCAUGGGUCGCCAACGUUUCCUGCACCACUACCUCCCUGCGCAUGUCGCGUCAGCACUCGUGACUGGCGCCCUGAUUGAAUUCAUAUUCAACAUCCAGCCCAUCUCCGUUCCAGCAACCAUUCCCGUAGCCGCGGAUGAUCCCACUGGCAAGGGCAAAACCCGACGCUUCGUCACUGCCCGGGAACGCAUGGGCGUCAAGUCCAUUGUCGCCGGCUGGAUUGCGUCCCUUACCAUCCUAGCAGCUACUAUCUGGGGCUUCUGGUUCUUUGCGCCAUUGACCUAUGGAACACCUGGUUUGGAUGUUGCGCAAGUGAACGCGAGGAAGUGGCUUGGCUAUGACUUGCACUUCGCGAAAUAG